AGUGUAGCACCAGAGUGAAGCGACUUAUUCUUUAUUCUUCUUGUUGGUGGCAACACAAUCGCUCUACUGCUGUCCAUGUCGUCGUGCUAGCUCUUGAAACAAAAUUCUUGAUCUUGACCUUCUGAAAGAAAAGUAAAACAUAUACAAAAUGCCCGCCACCGUUCUCGAGUCCUUUUUCCGCACCAGCCCGUCAAGAGCACGAACAUUCUGCUUCGCAUUUUUUUAGCAAAGCAAGCCAAACAGGAUUGCAAAACUGCUUGUCCAGCUGCAUCUUGCCGCGGUGCAUCAGUUCUUGUACCAUAAAAAAAUAAAUUUACCUCAUAGCGAAACACAAGCAGUUGUUUCUCUUCUUCUUGGAUUAGUCCCAUGGUCGACAAGCUGUGGCCGAAGUUCGUGAAUAAUCUCGUGAAGACGGAUAUCGUAGAAAAAAACAAAAAGUGUUUCAGUGCUGUACGGAUUUUCUCACCAGUUUUGCAUAACAAGCGUCCCCAUCUAUAUGUUGACAAGGAAAUCAAUUUCGAAUGAUUGUCCAAGUGUAGUACUACUUCUGCCGCAGAACAAAACUACAAUAGUCAUCCACUGUGGUCGUGUACUACCAUAAGUAGCAAGACGAACACUGCGGUCUUCGAUGGAUGCAUGUUGAAUUACAAAUUCACAGUGAGACAGCUUUUUUCUAUGAUUCCGAUGGCCAACACGCUGCAGGAUCAUGCCCUAAAGGGUAAAGCUCCUGAGGAAGACCAGGUCCCCGAGGGAGACAGAAUCGACGAUGAAGCAGGACCAGAACGAGCAGGAGGUUCAUCAGGGUCUUUCGGGGCUAACGCUGGACCUGCUCCAGGAAGGGGGAACGGCCGCACGGCCCACGGAGUUGAUGACGCGAAAACAACCGUAAGCAGCCACCCCGAGGAGGAGGACUAGGAAGACAAGCAAUAGAUGGACGAUUCUGCAAGCGCGGGGGCCGAACAGCGAUGAGAGCAGGCGUUGCUGAAUUACAUUUGAGUGUGUGGAAAUGAAUAAAAAUAAAAAUGACUGAAUAUCCUUUUAUUUUGAGUCAUGUAUAAAUAUAAUUUUUAAAGAGUAGGUACAGUGCAGGAGCACAAGCACAACUCUGACUAACACUAAAGGCACUGAGUUUAUUUACAGUACUGACGCGCUUCAUUUUCAUACUACUAGCAUGCAUUGGGUAGUCUAGUGGAGUCCAUGGUCGGGAUCAUCGGAAGGCGGUCAACGGAGCACGAUAAAGCUUACCGAGGAGGCCCCGCCGCUUGUUACAAUAUCGGGGCGAUGCGAGUCAUGCCCGCGCUUCCUCGGGGUUCUGCCUGUCUGACUCAUCUACAUCUUCUAUAUUGUAGCCGAUGGCGCUUGCGCCUCCAAACAAACAGCCACAAGAACCAACAGGCCGGGCGAAAUUUAUCUUCUUCCCUAUUUCGGCCCAAGCUACGUCGGGGUCGCGGGUAUUAAAACGGGCCGGCCCCCAUAAGCGUGUAACCCUUGGGCCGUCACACUCCGGCGGCGCGAAAAUCUCUGAAAAAAAAAAAGAAGAGCGCCGUCGACGUAACUAGAAGGCAAGCGCCCCGAGACCCAAAACCCAAACCCUUGAACCGUUUUCACUUUUGUAUGCAAAGUUGAGAAGUUUAGAGAUCUUUCCAAACGUUUACGCGUUUGGUCCAAACGUUUAGUUCCGGGGGUGCAGUUUAGAUUCUGGUAUGUUAACCAAAAAAAACAAUGUCCGCGACGCCUAGUUGUACUUUUUACCACGUUUCUGCGCAUGAGUAAAA
Molecule: messenger RNA, 1775 nt
Organism: Amoebophrya sp. A120
Lineage: Eukaryota; Dinophyceae; Syndiniales; Amoebophryaceae
Source: the annotation of a GenBank genome assembly